Molecule: messenger RNA, 4745 nt
Organism: Neoarius graeffei (lesser salmon catfish)
Lineage: Eukaryota; Metazoa; Chordata; Actinopteri; Siluriformes; Ariidae
Gene: trpv4
Product: transient receptor potential cation channel, subfamily V, member 4
Exons: 17
Coding region: 846-3419 (857 amino acids)
Biological process (GO): actin filament organization; calcium ion import across plasma membrane; osmosensory signaling pathway
Cellular component (GO): cilium; membrane
Molecular function (GO): calcium channel activity; protein binding
Source: RefSeq, a predicted model, not a curated record
UCAAGACAAAACAGAAUGAGGUUCAAACCAAACUGACCUUCACUUCCCUGUGGACUCCUGAGCGUCACAUCUGGGGAUUUAUUUUCUCUCUCGAGCACUUGUAAUCAGCUGAAUGGUCAGAACGGUCAGAUAUCCCUGCGCUUGUGGGGACGUUUAGUUCAGUCCGGGUCCCACACUGUAGCUGUAACACAAGGACACAGUUUCUAAACGUACCUCAGUGUACGUCACAGCUUCACAACAGAACUCAACCACUCACUCUAACCACCGCCGGGACGAGAACAUUCUUCAGACCACAUCACUGAUUCACCGCACACUGUUACAGAAAUCACACCACUAACGGUUACACACCGCCGUCCGCUCCCUGAGAUGGAGUUGGGUUCGAGUGGAGCAGAGCCGAGAAGGGUUUUGUGUUUCACUUCAGUUAGUGUUUCUGUACAGUAGUGAGUAAAAGACCUUGUUGUUGUCAUUGUAUCUCUCACUGCCACUGACCGACAGACGCUGAUCAUCAUCAUCAUCGUACCGGGUGGGUAAGAGCUACGAUCUUCACUCAUCAAGCAUCAUCUGUAGGUAUGAUUUCUCACCUGGUCGGAGUUUGUAGCUGAACGAACACAGAUCCCAACAGCCACACCCCAAAACCUCGUGGAAAGCCUUCCGGCAGAGUGGAGCUCAGGGAAGGAGAGCAAGCCAAGCCAUGAUCAAACUUUAUUAAUCCUGAAGGAUUGUUCUUGUGCCAGAACUCACUCAAUAACAAUACAUUUAGUCCUGGACUUGGCGCGAGACUGAAACCUCCUCCCUUCACUCGACCCACUUGAAGAGGAAUUUGGCAGCAGCAGACGACCUCAGGGAUGAAUGAGGCUUCCUCCUCAUUAUUAAAGCGCUGUCGCCCGGUCAGGGCUGAGACUGACCCUGGUACCAACACUCAUACCCCUCCUGGUCAGGAUGCUUCAGGGGACAAGGAACCAGGCUUCCCUCUCUCAGCAGUGGCCGGGCUCCUGGAUGUAGAGGAUAAUGGUGUUCCUCCUGCCACCAGAGCAGAAACCAAGCCAAAUCUUCGCAACAAAUUCCAGGGAGCCUUCAAGAAGGGCAUCUCCAACCCCAUGGACCUGCUCGAGUCCACCAUCUACGAGUCUCCGGUGCCCACAGGGCCCAAAAAAGCUCCCAUGGACUCCCUUUUCGACUACGGCACGUGUCGUGCUGCCAAUAACCAGAAGUGGCGCAGGAAGAAACUCGGUCGAGGGACCACAGAGAACACUGUGUCAUGUGAUGAGACCAACUCAGACCCUCCGAGGGUUCUGAAGGUGUUUAAUCGUACGCUGCUGUUCGACGCGGUAUCUCGAGCUGACUCGGAUGCUCUGGAUGGUCUGCUGGAGUUCCUGCAGAGCCACAACAAAAGACUGACGGACGAGGAGUUCAGAGAGCCAUCCACAGGGAAAACGUGUCUUCUCAAAGCUCUGCUGAAUUUAUACGGCGGGAGGAACGACACCAUCCCGCUGCUGCUGGACGUCGCUGAGCAGACGGGAAACCUACACGAAUUUGUUAACACGCCCUUCAGGGACCUCUACUACCGCGGUCAGACGGCGCUGCACAUUGCCAUCGAGCGGCGCUGUAAACACUACGCUGAGAAGCUGGUGGAGAAAGAAGCCGAUGUCCAUGCUCAGGCUCGAGGACGCUUCUUCGAGCCCCGAGAUGAGGGGGGGUACUUUUACUUUGGUGAGCUCCCGCUCUCGUUGGCCAGCUGCACUAACCAGCCUGCCCUGGUGCACUACCUGACCGAGAACAGCCACAAGAAAGCAGACCUGCGGCGUCAGGACUCACGGGGUAACACGGCCCUGCACGCACUCGUGCACGUGGCCGACAACACGCGCGAAAACACACGCUUUGUCACUAAGAUGUACGACCUGCUGCUCAUCAAGAGUGCCAAACUUCACCCAGAAUGCAACCUGGAGCAAGUUCUCAACAACGAUGGCAUGUCACCACUCAUGAUGGCCGCCAAACUGGGCAAGAUCGGGGUUUUCCAGCACAUCAUUCGGAGAGAAAUUAACGAUGAUGAGGUGCGUCACCUGUGCAGGAAGUUUAAAGACUGGGCCUAUGGACCCGUUUACUCGUCCCUGUAUGACCUGUCCUACCUGGACACGUGCGGUGAGGACGUCUCUGUGCUGGAGAUCCUCGUCUAUAACAGCAGGAUCGAGAACCGUCAUGAGAUGUUGGCUGUGGAGCCGAUUAACGAGCUGCUGAGAGCAAAGUGGCAGAAAUUUGCUGCCGUGACUUUUUAUAUCAACGUGGUUUCGUACCUCAUCACCAUGAUCAUCUUCACACUCGUCGCCUACAACCGUCCUUCAGGAAGCCCGCCUCCGUAUCCGUAUGUAACGACGGGGGACAGACUGCGUCUGGCAGGAGAACUCAUCACCCUCAGCUCUGGACUGUUUUUCUUCCUCAGUAAUAUAAAGGAUCUGUUUAUGAAGAAAUGUCCAGCAGCAAGCUCCUUAUUUAUCGAUGGAUCAUUUCAGCUUCUUUAUUUCGUGUACUCGGUGCUGGUGUUGGUGACGGCGGUUCUCUACCUGUCUGGGCUGCAGGCCUACGUAACGGUGAUGGUGUGUGCGCUGGUGUUAGGGUGGAUAAACACACUGUAUUUCACCAGAGGCUUCAAACUCACUGGCACAUACAGCAUCAUGAUCCAGAAGAUCCUGUUUAAAGAUCUGUUCCGCUUCCUGCUGGUCUACGUCCUCUUCAUGAUCGGCUACGCCUCAGCUCUGGUGUCUCUGCUCAACCCGUGUCCCUCCAACAGAACAGACGACCCGUGGGACAUCACAAACAAGUCGUACUGCCGGGACAGGGUGGCCUUCAGCACCUUCCUGCUGGACCUGUUCAAGCUGACCAUUGGCUUGGGAAACCUGGAGGAAAUGCUGCAGGGGAUGCAGUACCCGGCCGUGUGCCUCAUCCUCGCCGUCACCUACAUCGUCCUGUCCUUCGUGCUCCUGCUCAACAUGCUGAUCGCACUGAUGGGUCAGACCGUCACCAAGGUGGCCAAGCAGAGCAAGAAGAUCUGGAAGCUGCAGUGGGCUACGACAAUCCUGGACAUUGAGCGCUCGUUACCUGUGUGUCUGCGCAGAAAGUUCCGUGUGGGUGAAAUGGUGACGGUGGGCAGGAACUGGGACGAGACCCCAGACAAACGCUGGUGCUUCAGAGUGGAUGAGGUGAAGUGGUCAGACUGGAACCACAACCUGGGAAUCAUUAACGAGGAUCCAGGACAAAAAGAGCAAAAUGAGCACAUGCACGCCAACACGAAGCGCCUGCGACGAGAUCGCUGGUCCACAGUGGUUCCUCGUGUAAUGGAGCUGAAUAGAGGCUCCAGACCCAGAGACCAUGUGGUGGAGAUGAUCGAGCCCUUGAAGCACAGAACCAGUUUCAACUCAAGCUAGUCCUGGACUGGACCACAGAGCUGCAGUGAAAUAUGAAAUGUUAUUUCAGUCACUGUAGAACAUCUACAUCCACUUCUGUCUCCGUAUAGACUGGAAAGAAAAUCAAAAUCAGAUCUGGUCACGAUGCCACAACAAUACGGAAAACGGUCAAAAGUAAUGGCCACAGAACAACUACAGAACCGGACUGAAACCGGACCAGAGCAGGACAGAACUCCAUCAUGGCAACACAACAAGAAAGGCAAAAUCCACAGUGAUCAAUAAAGACAGAUCAGGGGCUUAAACAAAAACAACACUGUAACUGAUGAACUAGGACCAGAAAAGAUCUCGAUCAGACCAGAACACAGAUGACUGGAAGCAGAUCAUUAUCAGAACAGAACCAGGAGUCCAAAUCCACUCCAGUCACUGGAUAACAGAGGAACUCCAAAUCAACUGAAGUCACUUCAUACAGCCAAAUCUAUUUUAAACAAAGGACUGAUUUUUAAAAUUAUUUUAUUGUAUAUUUUAUGAUUAAACGUUAUUUUUCAGGAUUCGUUCUCAGGGAUGUGUCUGGAGACGAUCUGGAUGUUAUUUGGGGAUCAUAAAAAAGGACAGACAUCAGAAAUAUGCAGGAAGGAAAAGCACAUUUACUCGAGGAAAGAUGAUGUUUUCAGGAUGUUCUGAGUUAAAGUGAUUUAUUUAUGGUGAAAUAUUAAUCAGGUUUAAAAAAAAUCCAAAGUUCAUCAUCCUCCAAAGUUUUUAUAAAUCUGAAACUCUUAACACGACACUGUUCAGUCUGUCUGGGAUUUUUGAAAUCAAGCAUCCAAGAUGUAAAAAAAAAAAAAGGCCUGUGCAAUAUCAAAUGUCAUUAAACAUCUGGAGCAGCGUGGCCCAAUGAGCAACGUGCCGUAUCAGUUUGGUCCGAACAGCAUGUUUUUAAAUCUUAAACCUGAACAUCUGGGUCAUAAGCUGCCUCACAAUCACAUGAGGGGUUUUUUUUGCAUAUUGUUCAUUUUUGGCUUUUACAUCAUUGUUUAUAUCUUUAUACUGUGUUGUUUUUUUCCUGUGAUAAAGGAACAUAAAGGAACCUUUUUUUAUAUUUAGAAAGUCAUGUGACUUCAUUUUAAGUAAAUAUAAAAGUGAUGUAGAAGCGGAUGAUAUAGUUUUAUAUUGUAUGAAAUGAAGAUGAUUGAUAUAAAAGCUAAUGUAACAUUUGCAAGCGUUUGCAGGUUUAUCGGCUGGACGCUACUGUACACAUCAUCAUCAUCAGCGAAGGCAGGGUUUUAAUUUAUGGGACUGCGGUAAAUAGACACAAAUACAAACACAAUAAAUAUGUACAAAUGAAGUACA